GCUUGCACGUUCAUUCACGAGACACGUUGUGCUCGUCUUGAUGAGGUGCUGCUUCAGUUGUUUCACUGCUUGACUUUCCUUCGCAAGCUUAGUGACCAAAAAUCCAACAAUCCAAAUCAGAAGCAAAUCGCUAGUGAAGGAAAUCGUUGAAAACUGUACGUAGAGCACCUGCGGGAUGGUAAGACGGAUUUUCAAACAGAAAUGAGCUGGAGAAACUGUACUAAAGCUCACUCAUUAUGCUCUCAAAUCAACGGCCUGUCGAGCCAUCCUCUGUGAUGUUUAUUGGCCACCCAACCAAACAACAGUCCGACAACAUCAUCGUUAAUAUGGAUAAGGACAAGGCUUCAGGGAUAUUUCCUUUGAAAUGUGCUGUUCAAAACUAUGCAUGGGGCAAGAUUGGCGAGAACAGUAUAGUUGCUAAACUAGCCAAUCAGGACAAAGAAUUCAAGUUAGAAGGAAACCAACCAUAUGCAGAGCUGUGGAUGGGAACCCACAUCAAAGGACCUUCACGCGUGGCUUCAUCAAAAUACAAAGGAAAAUCUUUGAGGGAUGUGUUCAUCGAGAAUCCGCGAUUGCUUGGGGAUCAUGUAUAUAAACGAUACGGUGUUCAGCUACCAUUUUUGUUUAAAGUCCUUUCAGUCAAUAAGUCGUUGUCCAUUCAAGCACAUCCUACAAAAGAACACGCAAAAACAUUGCAUUCACAAUAUCCGGACCGGUAUCCAGAUCCGAAUCACAAACCGGAGUUAGCAAUCGCUCUAAACAGAUUCGAAGCCCUCUGUGGUUUCAGACCAGCCUCUCAAGUUUUGAAUUAUUUACAUGAUGUCCCAGAAUUCCUUGCAGUCGUCGGUCAGCCAGCUGCCGAUGAGUUGAUCAACGCAGAACACGUGCAUUCAGGAGGAAAUAAAUCAGAAGCUGUUGCGAAGGCGCUCCGCCAGUGCCUCUCAUGCGUGAUGAAUUGCGAAUCCGAGACCGUUAAGAAACAGUUGAAGCUACUCGUGGAGAGGUUAGAAGACAGUCACUUGAAUCGUCAGGACACGACGCCAUACUUAGGUCGUUUGUUUAUGCGAAUUUACAAUGAAUUCCCAGGAGACGUUGGUUGUUUUGUUAUUUAUUUCUUGAACCACGUGAUUCUGGAGCCAGACGAAGCUAUUUAUCUCGCCCCCAACGUGCCCCAUGCCUACCUCAGUGGGGACUGCAUCGAAUGCAUGGCCUGCAGUGACAACGUUGUAAGAGCUGGCCUAACCCCGAAGUUCAAAGACGUCACGACAUUGUGUAACAUGCUAAAUUAUCGCCCAACCAAAGCGGAGGAGAAUAAAUUCAAGUACACUGUUAAGCCAAAUGACGAAUUUGUCUGUACAUACAAUCCACCAGUCGACGAGUUUGCAGUUGAUAAAAUUAAGGUACCUAAAGGUAGCACAAAUUAUGCACUUGCUCCAAUAAACGGACCUAGCAUCGUUUUAACAGUCAAAGGCAAGGCAGCAGCAACUAAUGCAUUGAGCGAAAAUGGCGACGAAGUGGAGACUCUCCAGCCCGGAGCAGUGUUAUUCAUUGGUGCAAAUCAAUGCCUAAGAGUCAUCACUGUCCAGGAGGAUCUUCUCAUGUUCAGAGCCUUUUGUGAGCUGCAGACGUGAUUUAUGAAUUUGUGGAUGUAUAUCUUGCAGUAUUUUUCUAGAUGCGUGAGGUAAAUAUAUAGAAAAUUGGUACAGUAUGUAGGUGACAUUGAACGAGUGAUGACCGUUGCUAAGCAAUCGGCUUCAGCCUUAACUUCCUUUUUCUAAAUAUGCAAGUACGCUUUAUGCACAAAUUUAAUUUCUUUCAAAUUGAAAAAAUCAACCGAUGCCUUUUAUUGAAUGUAACCUACGCGAAAACUUAAAAUGCAUUCCAAUAGCCGACACCCUGCGACUCCCCUACGACUUCUCUGCGAUUCCUCUGCAACUCCCCUACGAGUUCCCUGCUACGCCUCUUCCACUCCCCUGCAACUCCCAUGGGACUCCCCAAGAAGCGAAUUAACAACUUAAAUGCGGGAUGAUGCGUUGCAUUUUUCAAAAAAAACUAGUCGAAAAUCUCCUUACUAUCAACAUGGCAUCUCCAUUAUCCCAUCAGCACAGCUUUAUGUGUGAUUAUGCUACGUUUAUAAGAUCUGUCCAUUUAAAUUAAAAAUGAUACCGUCUUCCUUCAUAGCAUUAUACCACCUUCCAUUCGCUAAUCCAGAAGAAAACCCUUUAGCGAGCUCUUUUAAGCUUCCUGCGCUCGUUGAGCAAGUAUUUGAGUUCAUCGAAAGAUUUGAGUUCAUCGCAGGAUGGAUUGGGCAAAGUACCUCGUGUAAAUGCACCCAUUUUGAACGGAGAAUGUUCCGUUAUUUAUUUGCAUAAGGUUGCUUCAUCUAUAGAUAAUACGCUUGCUGCUCGCAUGAUUGUUAACCGCUGAGCUAUGUUGCACUAUUACCGAAGCUUAUUCACAUAAUUUAUGCACGGUUUUCGUAUAUUUCAACUGUAUAGUACAUCUGUGUAUUAUACACGGUUGUACAAAACCCCUGUGUCAGUGCUUGACUGUGUACACAGUGGAAAACCUCUUACUGUGCCGAUUUUUUUGUAUCUUUACCAAUAACGUCAACUGUGGUACCGAGAUUUUGUAUCGCUGGUAUGAUUUUCGAAAUGACAAAGAAAACAGUCUAGUCUAUCAGCCAAAAUGUGAAAAUUAAUAUAUUCUACCAUUAUUGUCGUUAAUUGUCCUUGCAAAGUUUGCUUCAAUGUAAAUUUUUAAGGUUGUAACAUGUCCAGUACCAAAUUUGAACUUCUAGUGCAAUUUUAAAACCCAUAUCCUGAACUUUGUGUAGUUACAACAAUACGAGGGUAGAUCAUGUGAAUAUUAAAGAAAGUCUUAGCUGAAUCCUAAGCUUUACCUAACCUGCAUUUUUAUCGGCUUUGAAGCGAUUAACAUCGAGAGAGAAAUUGAAAAGUUUUGACCAAAUCAUAUUAACUUCUUUCUUAUUUAUAUUAAGUGAUAAAGUAGUAUUUGUCACAUGCUGGACAUUCUCUGACCUUUUUAAGAAAUUACUCCAGCACUUUGCUCCGCGUUUGCAAAGUUAUUUUGGAAGCAAGGAAGCUGUUUAUGUUUUGAAAUGCCAUGACUUGUGUUAAUAACAACUAGAUACCCUGGUCCCACACCGGGGGUAUCCUCCAACAAAGCCAAGUAAAUAUAAGCACUCCAAGUUUAUACACAUCUUACCUCUGUCGCCCGUUUGGCAAUAAAGUUCUUGUGAUAACGUCGCGACGCGUCGGAGACUGACCUUUUAUCAAAGCUUAAAAAUACUGGAAAAAAACUUUGUUGUUUUGUCUGCUUCAUGUUUUUCUGUAGUAACUUCCCAAUACACUAUGUUUGAUGUUAUUUUUAAGCAUGAUAAAUCCACUUAGGUUGAGACUAGAGAAUUGGGAUGUUAUAAUGGAAAGCUUGCUUGCCUCACCAGUCACUGCUGUCAUACAAACACAUAAUACCUUGCUUCCAUAUAGGACGGCUUGUGUCUACAUGUCUUAGUGAUGUCGUCUAGUUUCUAUCACGAUUUGGCACUGUUGUUAUCUAUCAAGUUCAGGCGGAUCAACUGUAACUUUCGGUGCCUCGUUUGCAUACUGCCUCGCUCGAGACAAUCUUUGAAAUUUAUAAUAGUUGUCUGUGGAAUACCUAAGCCUAAACUGUGCCAUCAUGUUGAACAUGGCCCAUCCACACCUGAUUGCCAAACCAUUUUUUAAUUGUGAUAUUGCUGCCUGAAACUCGAGAUAGUAAUUUAAACUAAACAGCAACUAUAUAAUCUUAGCGGCUAAACUCUGUACAGUUUUAGGGCUAAGGAAUUUCUCUAUGGCGUUGUGCUACUUGAGACCACGACUAUACUCGAUGGUAGUAAUUGAUCAACAAUCAGCUGCUUUAAAGAUUUGUGACAAAGAUUAUUAUGAAGUUCUGGUGUCUAGCAUAAUUUGGCCCUCCUAAAGCUGUUUUUUUGAUCCGCCCCUAAACCUCGUCAAACCAUUAAAUCCCUUUAAUGCAACGAGAAACGCCAAAAAACAUCUGUGAUUGAUAAGACGAACUUAAUAGAAGCCAGCGCUCAUAUUUUUUGAAUAGAAACUUUAUGUCUUAUUUUUUGUUGUACACAUCAAAAUAGCGAACACGUAACGCGUUCAGUUAUGGUAGUCUUCGCUCGAAUAAUAAAAUGUCAACAAAAUACGCUAGUCCUGUUGCAUAGUUUCGAAAAGCUGUUGCAAUCAUAUGAAAAUUUAUGUGCUUAUAAAA
Messenger RNA from Rhopilema esculentum, 4281 nucleotides. RefSeq names its product mannose-6-phosphate isomerase. Gene Ontology annotation, cellular component: cytosol. Gene Ontology annotation, molecular function: zinc ion binding; mannose-6-phosphate isomerase activity. The record is from RefSeq and is a predicted model, not a curated record. NCBI's taxonomy places the organism in Eukaryota, Metazoa, Cnidaria, Scyphozoa, Rhizostomeae, Rhizostomatidae. Gene Ontology annotation, biological process: GDP-mannose biosynthetic process; carbohydrate metabolic process.